GCCAACAUGGGGCUUAAGCUGUCCUGCCUGAAAGGCUUUAAAAUGUGUGUCAGCAGCAGCAGCAGCAGCCAAGACGAGGCCUCCCCCGUCCUGGGCGACAAGAACCUGACCGUCCCCAACAUCAUCGUCACCCCCCCGACCCCCACGAGCAUGACGCUGCCCAGAGACAAGCGGCAGACAGUCUGCCUAGACGAGGUGGUAUCGUGGUCAGACGACGGCGAAGCAGAGCCAGAUGCCUAAGGAGGGGCUGCAGGGGGACGUCUGGGCUCCUGCUCAGGUCGUCCUGCUCCAGAGGCCCGCCUGGGACGCCGUGCCGGGUCUACACACAUGUACACACACGCAUACACACUCGUGUGCAUGCAUGGACGCUGCACGGGGACUCGGAGACAGCCGUGCGACAGGACGCUUGCUGAACAUCCGAGGCUUCCUCAUGGUGCCCGCCUCUGACGCCCGAUUGCCUGCUGGCCUGCCAUGGGGAAGACGGACUGACCUGUCCUCGGGGCCUAGGACACCGGUCAGAGCCCUGGUUCUGAGACACACCCGCAGUGUAUUCCGUCUUCACUCGGCAUCCGUGGGCACCAGAGCUGCUUGCCGGCAAAGCCGUUGGAUUUUUUUUACCACUUGUUUUACAGAUGUCGAAACAUGGUUUUUCAUUUCUUUUUUGCAUAUAAAUAAAGGUCCUCUCUAACGA
Molecule: messenger RNA, 691 nt
Organism: Echinops telfairi (small Madagascar hedgehog)
Lineage: Eukaryota; Metazoa; Chordata; Mammalia; Afrosoricida; Tenrecidae
Gene: CLMB
Product: chromosome unknown C16orf74 homolog
Exons: 3
Coding region: 7-240 (77 amino acids)
Source: RefSeq, a predicted model, not a curated record